Penicillium pulvis is the source of this 1677-nucleotide messenger RNA. Its product is annotated as RNA methyltransferase, TrmH family. Lineage: Eukaryota; Fungi; Ascomycota; Eurotiomycetes; Eurotiales; Aspergillaceae. Gene Ontology annotation, molecular function: RNA binding; RNA methyltransferase activity. The coding region runs from base 1 to 1677 and encodes 558 amino acids. Gene Ontology annotation, cellular component: mitochondrion. The transcript has a single exon. Gene Ontology annotation, biological process: rRNA methylation. The record is from RefSeq and is a predicted model, not a curated record.
AUGCUUCGCUUCAUUACACGGUCCUCUUUAAGUGGCUGCGUGCUGCCCACAAAACCAGCAUCAUGGACAACAGUGCGACACGCGUCGCUCAACUAUGCUAUUGGCCGUGGCAUUCGCAGAUCUAGCCCUCGGCCAUCGUCCUCGAGCUUCUCAGACGAUGGAGACCGUCGUCCAAGGGGACAACGCGAUGGACGACGCGAUGAUACGCAAGGCCCACGAAAAUACCCACGCCGGGGUGACGACGAAGACAAGCCAUUCCGUGAGAGACGUUUUAGGUCGAAUGAAUCCGAUGGGCGGCAGGCUCCGCGUACUUACCCACGCCGGGAUGACAGACACGAAAAUUCAUUCAGAGAGAGACGGUUCAAGUCGAACGAAUCCGAUGAGCGGCAGGCUCCGCGCGGUUACCCACGCCGAGACGACAGACAGGAAAAGUCAUUUAGGGAUAAACGAUCUGGAUCGUCCACAUUCGAUCAGAACGAAUUCAUCCGGAGUGGCAGUUUUCAAGCUCUACCCCGUGAACACCAGGCCAGUGCAGCAUCAAGGUGGAACGAAGACAUGCCAACCUCAAGACCCAGACGAGGAAAUCCAAAGUCUUCAAUAAGACCUCGUUCCGAAUGGGUAUCAGAGACCAUGCCGGAACGCGUCAAGGACAACGUGAAAGUGCCCGACUCAAUUCCCUACACCACUCCGGCCUCAGAAUUCAUCUACGGCACCAGUGCGGUGGAAGCUGCACUCCGAUGCAGUCGGCGCAAGCUCUAUAAACUCUACCUUUAUCAGGCGGCCGAGGAAGAACUUGGCCCAGCCAAGGCGGCCCUUCGCAAGCUGGCUCUAACGAAGAACGUCACCACCAAGUUGGCCUUUGCAGGAUGGGAUCGGAUAAUGGAUAAGAUGAGCGCCGGUCGGCCACACAACGGGUGCAUUUUGGAAGCAUCGCCCUUGCCCAAACUGCCCAUUCGUGGCCUUCUUCCCGUUCCCACCACAACUGAUACUCAUUUCCGUGUGGAAUUAGCUCCACAGUCAAAGGAGGAAGCAUUAGUGAACGGUACAGACGACAGUCUGCCGGUUUGCCAACCGCCUGUUUCGACGGAAGGAGAUAUAUCCAAGCGUUUCCCCGUGGCAUUACUUCUAGACGGCGUGGUCGAUACCGGCAACCUAGGCGCUAUCAUCCGAUCUGCGUAUUACCUCGGAAUCGAUGCGAUCAUCUUUGCCGGUCGCAACUCUGCACCUCUAUCGCCAAUCACUAUCAAAGCAUCUGCUGGUGCAGCAGAGAACAUGUCCCUUCUUCAAGUCAAGAAUGAGGUUGAUUUUAUUCAACGCUCCCAAGCCAAUGGCUGGCGGUUCUACGCUGCCGACGCCCCGGGUCCGGGUGCCACAUAUCUUGGCCGCACUGAUGCCGACGGUAAUUCGAACAGCGGUCUUCUCGCCACCCAAGCUCCGAGUGUACUCAUGAUGGGCAGUGAGGGGUCCGGUCUCAGCGGACACAUCAAAUCACAUGCGGAUGCGACUGUCAGCAUUCCUGGCGCUCGACACAGCGUCGAGCUGGGUGUUAAAUCUGACCCCGCACGAAUCGACAGUUUGAACGUCAGUGUAGCUGCCGCAAUCCUGAUGGAGAUGUUUCUGCGGACACCUCUGGCCCUAUCUGGAUCUUUCAAGAAGUCCAAGGACAAGAUGUGGUAA